Harpegnathos saltator (Jerdon's jumping ant) is the source of this 3664-nucleotide messenger RNA. Its product is annotated as transient receptor potential channel pyrexia. NCBI's taxonomy places the organism in Eukaryota, Metazoa, Arthropoda, Insecta, Hymenoptera, Formicidae. Gene Ontology annotation, cellular component: membrane; transmembrane transporter complex. The coding region runs from base 652 to 3072 and encodes 806 amino acids. The transcript has 9 exons. Gene Ontology annotation, biological process: monoatomic ion transmembrane transport. Gene Ontology annotation, molecular function: protein binding; monoatomic ion channel activity. The record is from RefSeq and is a predicted model, not a curated record.
UAUACAUUCAUCUUAUAUAUAAUUUCAUCAGGUCGAAAUUCAGCCCACGAUCGAGUAAGAUUUAAGCGUAAUCGCUGAUGAAGCUAAAUUACGCAAUAAUUAACGGUAUUUACAUAAAACACGCGCGCGCGCGCUAAGUCAUCGUAGCGCUCGAACGCGACGCAGCCGGAGGACGAUGCAAAAAAUCCUGCCGCGAAUUUUAGUAAUUAUUUCAACGGGAUUACAAAUAUCCGCCCGGUAGUUCGCUACUGUGUGUAAAAGUUUCUAUGUCCGGACAAUUUCAUGUCCGCUCGCAGUCUUUACUUUUUGUAAUGUACACACGCGUCCGCGCGCGCGUGCAAGAACGCGAGAAUGUUUAUCCGCUUAAUAACAGCUGUGUAAACAGCGAAAGUUUAAAAAUUAGUGUCCACAUAAUUACGUGGGUCAAUUAGAUAUUCGCGAGCUACGGAAUACGAAAAUUAACGCGAUAUUAAAGCGGAGUCGUCUCGGAAUUAAGAGCGCGACCGCAACAUCCGUCCGCGUUACUUCCGCUUGAUAACGAACGCGUCAGCGCAGCCAUCGUCGCCCGCCAAUUACGUGCGAAUAGUUGUCCGCGAAGAACACCGCGAGAGAGGCUCUCCCCGGUCCAUCGUCGAGAGAGCGACGGAGAAGAUGCCACCGAUGCGAAUGGUUGCGGAGGCCGCGAUGAGGGAACGCGACCCUGACUAUGUCGCCCUCAUGUCCGCCCUCGAGAACGGCGAGCUCGAGCGGGCGGCCGAGAUCUUGGCGCGCGACAGUCAAAAUAAGUAUAUCCAGCCGAUAGGCGCGCUCCAGGUGACGGCCUUGCACGUGGCCGCGUGGCAAGGAAGGAUCGACCUGUUGGAUCAGCUUUACGCCAAGGGCGCCGAUGUCAACGCUGCGGACAAGAUCGGCAGGUGCGCACUUUAUUACGCAGCGCACUGCGGCUACGCCGACGUCACCCGCUGGAUCCUCCAGCACGGAGGUGACACCCAAGCCAAAGCUGACAUCAACUCGUGCAGCAAGGACCUCCACAAGUCUCCGCUCGUGAAAUCCUGCUUCGGCAAAGCUUUGCCGUUACCGGUGUGCUGGGGGAGAACACCGUUGCACCAGGCGGUGAAGAACAACCACGCCGAUGUAGUGCGCCUUCUGGUGGAAGCCGGCGCGGAUGUGAACGCCAAGGACGAGAACAUGGUCAGCCCGUUGCUGUUGGCGGGAAGCGCGGUGAAUCGCGACGACAGUCAGGAGAUGGCCAAGUUCGUCGAGAUCAUCAAGACCCUGGUGUCCGGGAAGGCGUUCGUCAACAUCAUUCAUCCGGACACGGGUACCACAGCUUUGCAUCACGCAGCGGGGAUAGGCAGCGCGGAGGCGACAAAGUUGCUGCUGACGAACGGCGCCUGGCCGAUGUUCAAGUGCAAAAGCUCCGGAAGCACACCCCUUCACAUCGCCGCGAGCGCGGGUAGCUUAGAAACGCUCAUCGCCCUACUCAGGGUGAUACAGCCCCAUCGCAUCGACACUUGCGAUCAGGUGAAUCAAACGGCUCUCCACCUAGCGUCCUAUCAGGGCCACAGCGACUGCGUGCGGAUGUUGAUCAAGUGUGGAGGCAACUUGGCCGCCAUGACGAAGACCGGAGUCACCGCUGUCGACGCGAUAUUCGCGCAUAUGCCGCGACCGUUGGACUUCUUAAAGGAUAUCUUGGAUUCUUGCGUACAGAUGAGCAGUAAUUGCUCCUCGGAGAAAUACAAUACCAUCACCGUCGACUUCGGCAUAUUGGCACCCAAGUACCAGAUACAAAUGGGGGUGAUCACCGCCAUCGUAGCCGCUACGUCGAGCGUCACGCAACUGGCGAUACUGCAGCACCCGCUCGUGGAGACGUUCCUGCGACUCAAAUGGGCGAAACUCCGGAUCUUCUUCUUCCUGCUCAUGCUCCUGCACAUCUUCUUCGUCAUCUCCCUGUCGUCCUACGCCCUGAUGCUGUUGCAGGACGUGAACUACGUGCUGCAUCGGGGUUUCCUCGGCAUCUGCGCGUGCAUCAUUCUCAUGCACAAUAUGAUUCAAGUGUUGCUGGAGCCCAGGCACUGUUUGAUGCAAUUCGAGACGUGGCUGUCAUUCGUGUGCGUUGCGCUGUCGUUGGCGAUUUCGUUAGCGGACAAGUGCGUGGAAUACAAGGACGACAAUCAAGGUCUGCGAGUGCAAGGGACGCAGACACCGACAGAGAUGGAAGGGACGCAGGCGGAAGGGGAGGAGCUUCUGCAGUGUCCGGAGUGGCUGCUGCACUGCAUGAGCAUCAACAUCUUGCUGAGUUGGAUACAGAUGAUGCUGGUGAUCGGCCGAUUCCCGAUGUUGGACUAUUACGCGCUCAUAUUCUCCGCGGUGCUGAAGAACAUGCUGAAGAUGUUCCUGGCGUUUGGCUGCCUGAUCGUUGGAUUCGCGGUAAGCUUCGCCGUUUUGUUCUACGAGAGAGGCGAGUUUAGCAAUUUAUGGAAGACCAUCGUGAGGACCAUUGUAAUGAUGAUGGGCGAAUACGAAUACGAGAACCUGCUGAAAGAGAAGCAUCUACGCAUCACUACCAGAAUCAUGUUCUUUGUGUUCGCGAUACUCGUCAGCAUCGUCCUGAUAAAUCUGAUCGGCCUCGCGGUCAACGACAUCCAGGGUAUCGAGAAGAAGAACCACAUACGUCGGCUGCUGAAGCAGGCGGAGUUCAUUGCGCAUUUGGAGCGAGUGAUGUCACACCGGAUCUUCCGCAGCAGCUGGCUGCGUCCUCGCCUGAACAUACACUUGAGCCGCGACAUUCCCGCCAAAAUAACGCUGAGCUACCGUGAGAAUUAUUCUCACCGCGCGAGUCACAUAGAGGUGCCCCGCGACAUAUCCUGCGAGCUGAAGGAGGCACUAUUUCUCAUAGCCACGAAGCCCUGCUUCAUGAGCGACAACUCGGCGGGAGAGACAGAAACGCGGAAGACGCGGAAGACGCCAACUGAGCCCGUUGCUGAGCAGUUUGGAGGAACAUCUACGGAAGCUGAGGCUGCAUCGGCGUCGUCAGCAGUCGGCGUUCCGGAAGCUGUCGGGACCACGUAGGAGCUAGAGAAAGUUCAAAUCGAGAAACGUUAUUGUUGAAAAUUAAUUCUAUCUGGUUCACGUUUUUCCGGAAAACUUGGUUCUUUUAAUUCUUCAAGUUAGAACAAUAAACUUUGUAAGAGGGAACAGUUUUUUUUUAAAACGAACAAGUAUAGUUAUGUAAAGAAAAAAUGGUAAAGAAAAUUAAUAAUUAGCUGAUAUCCAAGUCUUGAAAACAUCCGUCGAAGCGUAAAAAGAUCCUUAGUAUAAUCUUGUUUUCGUUGACGGAUUCAGCUUCAUAAGAGAAGUUUCUCAAAUCAAGCCUCAGUGUAAUUUCUUGAGGACUAGGGUGAACCUUUAGGGGAUGAAUUUGAUUCAGUCUUAGCCUGAGUCUAGUUUUUUAUUAAAAAAAAAAGAGAAAACUUUGGAAUCUGUAAAAUAGAAAUAAAUUAGUGGAAUUUUAUAUUUGAUGAAAUAAAUAUAGUUUUAAAGAGCAACUUUCUCCUCUCCUAUCGUAGGAGUUUGUGUAUGAGGAAUUCUCAAUUUUGUAAGAACAAGCCUUUUCCCUUCGUGGAAAAUUUCGAUAUGUUUAAAGAUGAAUAAAUAUCUUUUC